CGUAAUUAUCAAAAUUUUUUCCAACAAUUCAAAUUUUCUGGGGGGGCUAAGCCCCCCCACUUUUACUUCUGGGGGGGCUUUAGCCCCCCUAGCCCCCCCUGUUCCGCCGCCCCUGCGAGGUUUGUAACAAGGUAUUUUCUACGAAAGGAAAUUUGGUGAGACAUAAAACUAAAAGAACACACACUGGAGACAAACCUUAUGAAUGUGAUGUUUGCAAUAAAAGAUUUUCAAAGUCGAGCAAUUUAUCCGAUCAUAAAAGAACACAUACUGGAAACAAACCUUAUGAAUGUGAUGUUUGCAACAAGAGAUAUUCGCAGUCUGGUCACUUAACUGUACAUAGAAGAACACACACUGGAGACAAACCUUAUGAAUUUGAUGUUUGCAACAAACGAUUUUUACGAUCACGUACACAUGUUAGCGGUUCAUAAGAGAACACACACUGGAGAGAAACCUUAUGAAUGUGACGUUUGCAACAAGAGGUUUUCGCAAUCAAGCCACUUAACAAAUCAUAAGAGAACACACACUGGAGACAAACCUUAUGAAUGUGAUGUUUGCAAUGAAAGAUUUUCACAUCCAAGCCACUUCGCAGUUCAUAAGAGAAUACACACUGGAGAGAAACCUUAUGAAUGUGAUAUUUGUAAGAAGAGAUUUUCACAAUCGAGCACCUUAGGUAGACAUAAAAGUACGCAUACUAGAGACAAACCUUACAAAUGUGACAUUUGCAACAAGAGAUUUUCAGAAUCACACAAGUUAACACAACAUAAAAUAUCAGCACACAAGAGAAGUCAGAGUUUUGAGUGUGAUAACUCAUGCAAGAAAACAGUCACACAACGAAAAAGUCUCAAACGUCACUGGAGAUCACACUUGAGAGAUGGGUUAUUAUUGUGUCACACCUGUGGCAAAGAAAUUAUUCAAGGUCAAGGACAUGCUAAUAAUAUACUGAGUGAUGAUCAAUUUGACUGUGACAAAUGCAACAAACUGUUCCCUGAUAUUGAACGUUUAAGUCAGCACAAGGCCAAAGACCAUGGUACAUCCUACCAAUGUGAUUUGUGUAAGGAAUUAGAAGCAAGAGAACCAACUGGUAUUGGUUAUAUCUGUUGUGUCUGUGAUGCCGAGUUUGAAAUUGCUACUGAACUUGAAGAUCAUAUGAGUAUGCACGACAAUGUGCUGCCUCACUAGCUAGGCAACAUAAAUUGAAGUUAUUUUGGGCAAUACUAUUGUUCCCAGUAAACUGUGAAACGACCGUUUUUUAGGCGGUUUGUCAGUGCUAUUAGUUUUGUCAAUUACGAAGGACAUAUUUGUUUUCCUUGUGAUCACAAUUCGUUGCAUGUGGCGUGUGAAAAACUGACAGUUCUGCAAGUUAAAUGGGUUUCUGAUUUUAUUUGUCAAUGAGUGCGUAGUUUUGAUUUAAAAUUCAAAAUUAUGCACCUCAUUGGCCAAUAAAAUUGGAAUCCCAUUUAACUGUCAGAAAUGUCAAACUGAAACUUGCAGUUUUUCACACGCCGCUUGCAACGAACUGUGAUCACGGGUUACACAAAUAUGUCAAAACUAUCACUGACAAACCGCCCAAAACAGGUCGUUUCGCAGUUUACUGGGAACAAUAGUUUGUUGUUUUGAUAUAUCUCUUAAAAUUCAUUUGGGAUUGUUUUUGACUUGUUUUGGGAUUCUUUUAAAGCUUUUGAAAUGCAGUAUAAACUGUUUGAUACUGAAAAUAAUAUUGAUAUUAUCGUGGUGACUGAUUUUUUGAUUCAGG
Paramuricea clavata is the source of this 1753-nucleotide messenger RNA. NCBI's taxonomy places the organism in Eukaryota, Metazoa, Cnidaria, Anthozoa, Malacalcyonacea, Plexauridae. The record is from the annotation of a GenBank genome assembly.